AUGUCAGUGCCCCAUAUGAACCGAUGGGUGGCACUAAACGCCCAGCAAGACCGAAACCUUGAAAAGAAACGCCCCUGUUUGGAUCGUAAACAACUUCACAGAUGCAGAGACAGGCAGGGCAUCGAAACUGAUUUCAGAUCGGUGUGUGUUGGACAGAGAGGGGUCUGGGGUCUCUGCUUGAGCAGCUCUGGGAACAGAUAUGAACGCUGCGCGUGCACGCGUUUACAGAUGCGGACCAUUGUAACAGCAAUAGCUACAGAAACUAAACUUAUGGAGGAGUCCGAGACGAGGAAGUCUGUAAGAUGGAAAGAGACGAGCAGAAUAACUCAGACUGAAGAGGACAUCAUUACGUCUUACUUAACAGCCUCCGAUGAGAAUCAGAACAAACUGCAGGAGGCAGAGGUUAUGGACUUGGAAGCGGUUAAACAUGACUCAGAGAACAGGAACCCAGAGGAGAGGUCUCCAACAAACAUCAAGAGCCAUAGCUGUUCUUUAGAUCAUGGUCGUCUCUCUGGGAUUGUGCCACCUGGGCCUAGUCCUUAUCUUCUGGCUUCACUGCAGUCCCUCGUUGAACACAAUGAUCACAUGCUCCUUCCUCAUUCCUUACACCAGAUAGCGGAGGGCUACUUCCUUGAAAAGGACUAUCAGUGGGCAGUGGAGUUUCUUCAACUAGAGAAGCUGUAUCACGAAAGACUGCUGUCUAAUCUGGCCUCCAUACAAGAGAAAUGGGAGUCCCAGAGGAAAAUCAGCGUCCAAACUGAAAGUAACUCUCCUUUAAACUCUAAUGGAACUGACACAGAGAGGGAGCAUAUGGAACUGUUGAGUCAUAUCUGCAAAACACACCAGAGACCUAAACUCUCUUUGGAAAAGAACAUGGACGACAUAAAACUACACAACAGCCCAACCCUUGUGUCAAAACACAGAAGAUCAAAACAAGAAAAAGCUUCAGUCAACUCAACCGAAAGAGAGAACCGGGCGGAGGACUGCUCAUGGCCAGAAGCUGAACAGGAGCCAGAAGAGGACUGUGAAUUGAAUGAGGAGGAGGAGGAGGAGGAGGAAGAAGAAGAGGAAGAGGACGAGGACGAGGAAGGUCUUGAGGAGGAUGAGUGCUGGAAUGAGGAGCUGCAGGAUGACACAGUCGUUGACGGCCAAGUUCCUGUGGAUGAGCUGGCCAGCCUUAUUCAGGUAGAAGAGAAGUUUCCCUCAGACGGCUUAGUGUCUAUUUUAAAGAAGAGAUUCUGCGCCAGGGAAACGGAGAAAGCCUCGCUGCUAAAAGACUCAACCAAACGCAGAGUCCGCUUUAGAGAGCCAGACGAUGCUUUCGAUCAAGAUGAGUCGGCCAGAAACUCUUGCCUCGUCCUUCUCGCCUUGUGUCUGGUUACUGUGGUGAUUAGCAUGGGUGGGACUGCUCUUUAUUGUCUCGCUGGAGAGGCGUACUCAAAUGUGUGCGCCGACUUCUCGCAAAACAUGGACUUUUACUUUGGACCUGUACGACGAGGAGUGAACGCUCUCGCACAGUGGCUCUUUUCUGAUGCAUCAUAGCAGCUAUUUUAUGCAGUGGAACUAUUUCUUCAUAUUAUCAUUUCCGAUGAUUAACAACAGUAUUCCUCUUGAGAUAAUAUGCACUAAUGCACAUUACCAGACUGGCCUUAAUAAAUGUUGCUUUAGCGAGUCACGCAGGGCUUCCUAAUGCAUAAAUAAAUUUGUGUAAUGUAUUUAAUAUUGGUUCAAAAACAGGUUAUUACAGAUAAUCCUAAUAUACCACUUAUUACAGAUAAUCUUAAUAUACUGUACCACUGCCAUUCUUUUAAUCAGUAACUACAUGCAUUGAAAUAAUUGCCUAUGGAGCCAGUGAUAUUGUUUUUUUGUUUUUUUUUAUUGUUUACUCCAAGACACUAUAUUCCAUGUUUAUCUUUGUAUUUAUGCAUUUAUUUUGACUUGGCACUUUUCAUUGGUGCUACAAUCACUGAAAUUCAUACAGUAUGAACAAAAAUAAGCAUAAAUGGGUGUAUGUUGAAGGAAUAGUUCACUCAGAAAUUAAAAUUGGCUCAUAAUUUACUUGGCUUAAGGCCAUCCGAGAUGUAGAUGAGUUUGUUUCUUCAUCAGAACAGAUUUGGAGAAAUGUAGCAUUACAUCACUUGCUCACUAAUGUAUCAUCUGAAGUGAAUGGGUGCCGUCAUAAUGUCCAAACAGCUGAUAAAAACAUCACAAUAAUCCACAAGAAAUUCAGAUAACUCCAGUCCAUCUUGUUAAAUGAAAAGCUACGUUUACAAGAAACAAAUUCAUCAUUCAGGAGUUUUAAUUUUAAACAACAAAUAUUAACCAAUAAAGCAAUAUUAUGGAUAGACGACUAACCAGAAGCAACUGUUUGAAGUAUCUAUUCUGAUGAAGAGACAAUCUCGUCUACAUAUCGGAUUGCCUGAGAGUGAGUAAAUUUUCAUUUUUGGGUGCAUUAUUGCUUUAACUAUGGGAUAUUAACUUGUCAAAAUGGCUUUAUUGUUAACAUGAACAGGCUGAAUAGUAGAAUAACGAUGAUAGAUUGUUCUGACUUGAUGUCAAUUAAUCGUUGCUCCAACACUUGGUCAGCAGGUACAAAAUACACAAUUUUAUAAUAGUACAGUAUAAAAGACAGCAAUCAAUCAGAUUGCUUUAAUUACAAAUAUGAUUUGUGUUCAGCAAUCAAAGUGAGUGUGAGUUUUUGUGGAAUAUUUUAAUUUUAAAUGUUUUAAUAUGCUCAGAACCAGAACCCUGUUUUGUUGUAUGUUUCUCUUUUUUCUUUCCCAAGUAGUAUUCAUGAUCUCUGAAUUAUGACUGGAAAUGUGUUUUUAUAUUUAGAAAGUGGUUUAAGGUUUAUGCUGUAGCUCUGUCUGUAAUAAUAUUGGAUUGGUCCUCUGAAUGGAAGAAAAGAUGACGCAGCAUUAAAUGGAAUUGGCACACAUAAUAAAACCUAUGGUGAAGUAGGAGCAUUUCUCUUUGGAAACCCA
Messenger RNA from Onychostoma macrolepis, 2984 nucleotides. RefSeq names its product consortin, connexin sorting protein b (gene cnstb). Gene Ontology annotation, molecular function: connexin binding. The coding region runs from base 1 to 1542 and encodes 513 amino acids. The transcript has 10 exons. The record is from RefSeq and is a predicted model, not a curated record. Gene Ontology annotation, cellular component: plasma membrane; trans-Golgi network; transport vesicle. NCBI's taxonomy places the organism in Eukaryota, Metazoa, Chordata, Actinopteri, Cypriniformes, Cyprinidae. Gene Ontology annotation, biological process: positive regulation of Golgi to plasma membrane protein transport.